Messenger RNA from Austrofundulus limnaeus, 1465 nucleotides. RefSeq names its product flap structure-specific endonuclease 1 (gene fen1). Lineage: Eukaryota; Metazoa; Chordata; Actinopteri; Cyprinodontiformes; Rivulidae. The transcript is spliced from 12 exons. The coding region runs from base 124 to 1266 and encodes 380 amino acids. Gene Ontology annotation, cellular component: nucleus. Gene Ontology annotation, molecular function: 5'-3' exonuclease activity; DNA binding; RNA-DNA hybrid ribonuclease activity. The record is from RefSeq and is a predicted model, not a curated record.
UUAUUGAUAUGUAACGUCUGCAAUUUCAUUUCCCGCGAAACGAACGUGCGCUCCCGCUUGAGACGCCGAAAAAAAGCGAUUGGAAAUCUGUAGUGCACUUUUUCCUAACUAUAUAUUGUCACGAUGGGAAUACACGGAUUAGCCAAGCUGAUUGCUGACCACGCACCUGGAGCCAUCAAAGAGCAAGAYAUAAAGAACUACUUUGGCAGGAAAAUUGCCAUUGAUGCCUCCAUGUGUAUCUACCAGUUCCUGAUUGCCGUGCGACAGGAUGGUAACGUUCUGCAGAAUGAAGAYGGAGAGACGACCAGCCACCUGAUGGGAAUGUUCUACCGAACAAUCCGUAUGUUGGAGAACGGCAUCAAGCCCGUGUACGUUUUUGACGGAAAGCCCCCGCAGCUCAAGUCAGCAGAGCUUGAGAAGAGAGGGGAGAGGAGAGCAGAAUCUGAGAAGUUGCUCGCUCAAGCUCAAGAACUGGGUGAGCAGGAGAAUAUCGACAAGUUCUCCAAGCGGCUCGUUAAAGUCACCAAACAGCACAACGAUGAGUGCAAAAAGCUGCUGUCGCUGAUGGGAGUUCCUUAUAUUGAGGCUCCRUGUGAAGCCGAGGCCAGCUGUGCUGCUCUGGUUAAAGCAGGGAAGGUGUUUGCCACAGCGACAGAGGACAUGGACGGGCUGACCUUUGGGACAAACGUCCUGCUGAGACACCUGACCGCCAGCGAAGCAAAGAAGCUUCCCAUUCAGGAGUUCCACUUCAACCGGAUCCUGCAGGACAUGGGUCUGACCAAUGAGCAGUUCAUAGACCUGUGUAUUCUGCUGGGCUGUGACUACUGCGGCACCAUCAAGGGGAUCGGCCCCAAGAGAGCCAUCGACCUGAUCCGACAGCACGGCUGCAUCGAGGAYAUCCUGGACAACAUCGACUCAAACAAACACCCCGCUCCCGAGGACUGGCUCUAUAAAGAAGCCAGGAACCUGUUUAUAAAGCCAGAGGUGGUGGACUGCUCCUCGGUGGACCUGAAGUGGACCGAGCCAGACGAGGACAGUCUGAUCCAGUUCAUGUGCAACGAGAAACAGUUCAGCGAGGACAGGAUUCGUAACGGCUGUAAGAAGAUGGUGAAGAGCAGGCAGGGCAGCACGCAGGGACGACUCGACUCCUUCUUCACCGUCACCGGAUCGCUCUCGUCCAAACGAAAGCAACCGGAGAUCAAAGGAUCCGCAAAGAAGAAGCAGAAAACUGGAGCCACUCCUGGGAAAUUCAGAAAGGGCAAAUAAACUGAACCUGAUUUCUGAAGCUGUUCUUCUUGUUGGUGAUAAAACAUAAAAAAGGAUUGUGACUACAGCAAAGACAGGAACGAUUAUUUCAGCUGAAUAGUUUUGUGUUAAAGACCAAACUAAAUCCAUUCAAGAUGUAUUUUAUUGUAUUUACUGGUUUCACAGAAUGUUUGAAAUAAAAAAGAUAUUUUGUAGAAAA